AUGGACUGUAAAGCAUCUGAGACUGAGAGUGGUGUGGAAGUUGAAGCUUCACCACCAGUAUAUGAAGCGUUUGAGAGCGCUCAAGAUGAAGUUGGUGGAGCAGAAGUCUUGGAAGAUAAACUCGGUUCUGAGACCUGGAACGCAACGAAAGAUGUACCUGAGGAGUCGGCUAGUGCUGCUUCUCCUGUGAAGGUUAAGAUGAUGGUUGAGGAAGAACAAGACAAAGACUCUUCUGAGUUUUUGUUAAUGGAUAAUCGCUUGAGCUUGGGUUUGAACCGCAGCGAAUUAUUUGACAGCUUAUCGACAUCCAUUAUGCAAUCACUGUUGGAUUCGCCUCGCCGUCGUUCACUGCCACGCUAUAAUUUGAACGACUCAUUGCUUAAAGAUUCUAUUCUUACAACUCCAAAAUCACCACGUGCACCUAAAGAGCGAUUCAACACUAAAAUGCCUGGUUCAGCUUCUCCGCGAAAUUUACUUGAAAAUAGCCUCGAUUUAAGCCUUACGCAAUCUUGCUGCGGCUUGGUUCAGCUGAAUAUUUCAUUUUUAUCGUUUACUAGAGACGGUAGUUGUCCUACAAGAUAUGAAAUAUUACAGCCAAUUCUUAAUGAUCUGGUCGCAAGCACCAUUGAUGAAAUCGACAAAGAGGUGGAAGACGGCUUGGUUCAGCUGAAUAUCUCAUUUUUAUCGUUUACUAGAGACGAUAGUUGUCCUACAAGAUAUGAAAUGUUACAGCCAAUUCUUAAUGAUCUGGUCGCAAGUACCAUUGAUGAAAUCGACAAAGAGGUGGAAGAGUUAGCAGCGCGGGUUGAACGACGUUCAGUUGUACCAUCCCAGAAGAAUGGAGAACAAAAGGUCUCGCCUGUCGCAUCGAAAGAGUUAUUUGAGCAGUUGGAUGAAACAUAUGAAGAUCUUUUAUCUAUCGAAAAGUUCUUGAUAGCUGCCGAGAAGGUGCCCUUUGUUUUUCAGCCUGCAUCGCAGCUGCACUCUUCGGUCGAUCUAAUUGCUGAAACUCUUCCUUCACAUGUUGCUGAUACACCACGGAAAUUACUACCACAAUCUUCAUCAUCAGUAGAAGAUGUCAAGGAAAAACGAAUGGGAGAGUUGAAUGACCUACUACAUUCAAGAGAGUGGAUAAAGGCUAAGCGGGAAUUCGUUUUUUUAGUUGCUGAUACACCACGGAAAUUACCACCACAAUCUUCAUCGUCAGUAGAAGAUGUCAAGGAAAAACGAAUGGGAGAGUUGAGUGACCUACUACAUUCAAGAGAGUGGAUAAAGACUAAGUGUCAGCAACUUCUGGAUCCUAUUUGGAGCAAGAUAUGUGCGCUUGGUUUCGUACGUCCGCUAUCGGACGAGUAUGUCCCUAUCCCAGAUGUGACAGAUGAAGUAUUUCCUGAAGAUGAGAAUGAAAAGCUUUUGCUGGAAAAUAGGACGUUCUUGGUAUGGGCAACCUUGAUUGAAUUGGCGUCAAAGCUGUGGCCUGAAUCGCCGAAGCAGAAGAGAAAAAUGAGUUCAAAAGUGCUUCCCGUUCCAAGGAUAAAGGAUGAAUUUGCUGAAAAGGCACAAUUUUAUGUGCUUGAACAGCUCAGCGCAAUGUCCCCGAUGCAUCGUUACAACCGAGUGAGCCGGCCGUCCUCACCGCCGUAUGCAGACACAUCCGUGGACAGAGCUGUAGCAAGGUGCAUCUACAACGAAGAUCCUUUCGAGUUUGCUAAAGAAGUAGAUACUGAAUAUCGCAAACUAUGUGAGGAACUCAUCGAACGAGUUGGGGACCGAUUUGUCUCUGCUGAAGUACAACGGAUGCAACAUCGGCUUGUUGCGAGCGACAAUGAUGCAUCUUCGCUGACUCCGUCUGCGGUAGUGUCCGGUGAAUUUGGUCGUCCGUCGUUAGAUAGGCUUUCCGUAGGUAGCACUGUAUCAGUUGGGCAGUACUCAAUGACGGGCAACUCGCCACUUCGGAUCAUUCCCGAAUUGCAUAAACUUUGA
Messenger RNA from Strongylus vulgaris, 1983 nucleotides. The record is from the annotation of a GenBank genome assembly. Lineage: Eukaryota; Metazoa; Nematoda; Chromadorea; Rhabditida; Strongylidae.